Molecule: messenger RNA, 705 nt
Organism: Diversispora eburnea
Lineage: Eukaryota; Fungi; Glomeromycota; Glomeromycetes; Diversisporales; Diversisporaceae
Source: the annotation of a GenBank genome assembly
AUGGCUAAUUACCUUUUUUUUAUAAAGAUUCUUCUUAAAAUUGAACAAGAACUGAAAGGAAAAGAGGCAGGUAUCAUAAAGAUUAAUUUUCCUGCUGAAGAACUUAGCAACCUUGAUGUACGUGAAUUUAUUCAUCUUCACUUUAAUGCUGAAAUAAUUGGAGAUAAUCUAUUUAUCAAAUAUAAUUGUCCACUAAAAGAAGACCUUGAUCAUGAACUUGCAAAUUCUCUAGAGAGAAAAACACAAGGUUGGUAUAUAUCAGUCAAUAAUAUAUGUGUAAUUAAUGAUAGAGAACUACGAUGUGACGUCGGUGUAUGGUUUCAACGUCCAACUUUUGCACAAAUGCAAAGGCCUAUCACUUAUUCAUGUCCAUCUUCUAAUGUGUGGAUUGAGGUAUUUGACAACAUCGACAGUGACCGUAACUAUGCCUUAAACAACAUCAAUUGGCUUCAGCAGAAUACAAUUGGCAUUGAAUUUGUAGCAAUAGCUUUUCCUGGAUCCCCUUUUCAUUCUAAUCCUGAUCCUCAAAUGAUUACCACUCAUGCAACUAGUCAACAUACACAACCUACAAAAGCACCAUAUGUUUGUCAUUGGGACAUAAGUAACAAUGAGAUUUGGUACCAAAUGGAUUGGAAUCAUCAUAUUACCCUUAGAUGUGAUCUAAUAAUAGACUUUAAUGUUAUACUUAACACAUUGAUUGAAUAA